This is a messenger RNA of Ceratina calcarata, 6233 nucleotides long. It is a transcript of the gene Sirt1, whose product is annotated as NAD-dependent protein deacetylase sirtuin-1. The coding region runs from base 109 to 2808 and encodes 899 amino acids. Gene Ontology annotation, cellular component: nucleus; nuclear inner membrane; rDNA heterochromatin. Gene Ontology annotation, molecular function: histone deacetylase activity, NAD-dependent; transcription corepressor activity; NAD+ binding. The record is from RefSeq and is a predicted model, not a curated record. NCBI's taxonomy places the organism in Eukaryota, Metazoa, Arthropoda, Insecta, Hymenoptera, Apidae. Gene Ontology annotation, biological process: negative regulation of DNA-templated transcription. The transcript has 8 exons.
AUAUAACGAUAGCUAUGUGUUUAUCACUGUCUAUGCGUGCACAUAGAAUACAAAUACAUAUCUAUCGUGAUCUCUUUAAGUUCAAUAAGGAUCCCACCAAUUUCAAAAAUGUUGGACCAUUGUCUAUUUAUUGCAAUGAAUCAUUCAUUUUCUCGUCAGACGAAUCAUUCGAUCAGUUAUACUACGUUCAAAAGAAACGAGACUUACGGAGGAGACAGCGGUUUUAACGAAUUAAGCGACGAAUCGAAAUCGGCUUCUGUUUCCCCGGAAAAUACGAAUUUAAUGCCAAUUCCAUCGAGGAUCGACUCCACCAGUGACGACACCGGUUGUCCGAUCGACACUACUGACGAGAAGGAUGAGGUGUCGUCCACGGUUUCGAAUCUGUCCGACCUGUCGGGCUUUUCCGACUUUUCUGGCGAAGGCGGGGACAUCGGUCAUCAGUGGAGGAACGCUUCAUCCUGGGUUCAGAAACAAAUGUUGACCGGUGCCGAUCCUAGAGAUCUUCUGCAUCACCUUCUCAUGGAUUCUACUCAGAUCCCGGAACAAGUCGACGAUCUGACUCUUUGGAAGAUCAUAAUAAACAUGAUGUCGGAACCACCGCGACGUCAGAAACUGAGACACGUAAACACCUUGACCGACGUCGUCAGAUUGAUACGGAACAGUAACAGAAUCAUCGUUUUGACGGGAGCAGGUGUGAGCGUCAGUUGCGGAAUUCCUGAUUUUCGAAGUAGAGACGGUAUUUAUUCUAGAUUGGCUCAAGAUUUUCCGGACUUACCAGAUCCACAGGCGAUGUUCGACAUCAAUUACUUCGGUCAGGAUCCAAGACCAUUCUUCAAGUUCGCGCGAGAAAUUUAUCCCGGACAAUUCAAGCCCAGCCCUUGUCACAGGUUCAUCAAAAUGCUGGACAAGCAGAAGAAGCUGCUCAGGAAUUAUUCGCAGAACAUCGACACGCUGGAACAAGUGGCGGGCAUUGAGAACGUGAUCGAAUGCCACGGUUCGUUCGCAACCGCGUCGUGUACCAGAUGUAAAUACCAAGUGAAAGCUGACGAUAUCAGGGAGGAUAUAUUCGCCCAGAGGAUACCUUCGUGUCCCAAGUGUCGAAUCAACGUUCUUCCUCCUGCAUCGGGGAUCGAUCUCAACGACAGUUACAAAGAGCUGGUGACACAAGGGAUAAUGAAACCAGACAUCGUUUUCUUCGGCGAAGGAUUGCCAGAUGCCUUUCACGACGCGAUGGCCAAAGACAAAGACGAGUGCGACCUCUUGAUCGUGAUCGGGUCGUCGUUAAAGGUUCGACCGGUGGCACUGAUACCUUCCUCCAUUCCGUCUCACGUUCCACAGAUCCUGAUCAAUCGCGAGUCGUUGCCGCAUCUCAAGUUCGACGUCGAGCUGUUAGGGGACGGUGACGUUAUCAUAAAUCAGCUCUGCCACUUAAUGGAGGACAGCUACAAGGAAGUGUGUUGGAACGAUGCGAUCCUCAAAGAAGCGACGCAGUUGUUACCGGUGCGUUGCUUGACGGACGAUACUUGGGAACAGAGUCAGGACGGAACAUCGUGGAACAAGAACGUGAUGGAGACUGAUGGUAAACCGUGCUCGCCGAACGAUCCGUGUUCCGCCGAGAGUCGAAGUCGCAAGGCUCGCGAUAACGUGGACGGUAACGCGUUCGAACGACGCCUGGAGGAGAGCGUGCGUUUGUCUUCCUUUGGUAACGGAAUCUGCGCGAGUAGUAACGCGGAAAAGUUGCACAUUUCGGGAGAGAGUCCGAAGAGAAGGCUGGGCAAGUCGAGCGCGGAAAGCAGCCCGAAGAGAAUGAAUUUCGGGAACAGUAACUACACACUGAAUUUUAGUCUGUACUCUCCGAAAACGGAACCUGUCCCGGAAACGAGACACCAGUCCGCGAACGACGGCAAAGUCCGUACGACGGAGUCUACGUCGAAAGAUACUGGAAGAAUUUAUUGCUUAGAGGAGUGUCAUACGUUUCCAAGAUCGAUCGAAAUAACUUCGGCGAACACGUUGCCUCACGCCGACUUAAAACCGGAUCGUUCGAACGCAGAAGACACGUAUAGAACAGCGGCGGCGACGUCGUCGUCCUUGAACGAAGACGGAUCAGGAAAUUCCAUCGAGAUCGAAGUGGAGAAAACGAAUUUCAAGCCGAGACAAGCAUCCGUCGACUCCGCUUUGGACUCCGGGAUAGGGGACAGCUGUAACAGCGUAGACAGUCGGGACGGCAAAUCUAGCAAAGAAGAGUUGACGAGUACGAGACUGAAUCGACACUGUUGGCAAUCAAAAAUACGUAAGAGUCUCGCUGCGAGAUUACCAGAAAAUACUUAUUAUCAACUGUCGCCUGGCAAGUACAUAUUUCCCGGUGCCGAAGUUUAUUCGGAUUCCGAGGAAUAUGAUCAUUGCUCGUUCUCGAUAAAUUCUGAAAGUUCGGACAGCGACAGCGACUCGUCGUCCGUGGAAGAGGAAGACGAAGAAGACGAAGAGGAGGAUGAAGAAGAAGAUGAAGACGAUGAAGAGGAAGAUGAGGAAGACGAGGAAGAGUCGCCGGUAGCGACGCAGAAAGGUGAGGAUAAAGAGGAAGCGAUGGAGGAAGAGCACGAGGAGAAGAAGGCUGAACUCAAAGGAGUUGAGAGAUGCGAGGAAAGGCGCGUGUCAGAUGAAAUGAGAGAAGAGUCGUGGACGGUGGCUAGUGAAAAGAAGCUGGAGACGGAACGAAGACAAACGUUACGAUCACGAGGGAAGGAGGGAGGAGUCGAGUUCGAAUUGGCGAGAGAAUUCGAUACGGGGAAAGACGAACGAGAGCAAUGAGACUUCCGUGCGGGACGAGGAAGUUUUACAAACGUUUUCACGUUUUCGCCGGAUGAACUGUGCGUACGCGGAUCGGAAACGUAGGAGCUUAAAAGUAAGUUGCAUUUAAUUACGAUGGAACGGCUUACAGUGCAAUUGUCACCGUUAGGUAUGGUCGCGUGCGUGGUAUUCGUGAUUACCUUUUGACAAUGAGUGAAACAGUUUACGAGUCGUGAGAUCAAACGCGAAACACGUUGGAACUUUGCUACGAUUCUACGUUUUCUACCCUGUAUGUUUGAGAAUCGUAGCGAUCGUUCCAGUUUUCGUCUCGGUCAAAUCGUAAAUCUUUCCUCGAGACGAGCGAGUUCGGUUUAACGCGUUUAACGAGCCUCGCGAUUAUCGAAAUUUUACGAACGGGCGAGAUGCCACGCGAGCGCUCGUCAUCGUUUGAACGGCACGAUCGUGGCACGAUCAGGAAAGUGAGACCAUCCAUGAUGCAGCCGCGAUAAUCAUCUGUAAAUAACCUCUCAACGUGUAUAUUUAACGUUCCGCCUUUCUUUUCUCAACUUGUAUAUUUAACGUUCUCUAUCUCCCAUUCAUUCCGUUUUUCACUCUUCCCCCUUCUUCUUUUCCGUCUACAGUUACUCAGAUUCGAUCAUGCGAUUCGUAAGCGUUCCCGAGUUUCGAGGCAACGACUAGACGAUAAAUAUUAAACAUGUGCAAUCGUAGAAUGACGAAAGAAAUAAGUUAUAGUUUAUCAGGGUACGCGUGUAUUCUCGAGAGAAACGAGGAAUACUCUAUGUACGCGGGGUAAAUAAGAGUAAUAUAUAUAUAUAUAUAUAUAUGCUUGGCGCGGACGUGAGACAGAGAUGUCCGGUUCGGUACGAAUUCGUGACGAACGAAUCCUCUCUGAUUUAGAAUAUUUUACAGAUACGUGUUUGUACAUAUUUGUGCACGUGCUACUCGCGCGUGUAGACUACGAGUUUUUGUAUAAAGUAUUUAAAGAAUUCGUCUGAACGGGGGAGGUGGUAUACAUAUAUGCGUGUGUAGCAGGAGACGGCGAACCGUUCCUCUAGCGAGAAACGAAACGCGUGAGAAAGACGAUUCCGACUACUACGUAUAUCGGUAUUUAGCGCAUAUUUGUUUUGGAAUAGUUCGAGCAAGAAGUACCUUCGCUUAAACGUUAUUUAACUCGUACACGGCGUCUAUUAGUGCGACGUGACGUUGCCAUUAGUCUUCUCGCUGUUGAAUAACCGCUAUGGAAUUACCGUGUAUCAGUAGUGAUUAUUUAUAUUUUGUAAAUUAUUGUGCGAGUCAGAUAAAGAUUAUGUAAAAGUGUCCGUCGUCGUGUCUUUGGUGGACGAACAGCCCUCUGUUCUCCUCUACGCAAGUGAUCAUAUUCAACGUUUACGGAUAGUGCGAACGGUGGGCAGACAUAAGUAUUAGUCAUAUACUUAGCGAGGCACGCGAGGAACGAGUGAAUACUGAGUACAUACGUUCGCGUGCGCUUGUACGUUUUCUGUAUAGUAUAACGAUAGAAUAUUUUUUAAACGAAUACACUAUUAUAGAAAGGUGCUCCUUGUAACGUGAUCAUUGUGCGAGGGAGAGAAGACGAGAGUGGGAAGACAGAGAGCGGUGGCGAAAACACCCAUGGCAACCGUAGACGUAGUUUACAGUUUUAAGUUUGAUCGAUUUCCGACUGCAGGAUUCAAUUCUCGAGACCGAGUUCUGUCUUUAGAUUCGCUAGGCUAGAGCUUGAUUUCUGUUCAUUGGAGCACGGGUGAAUGUACAAAGCAACGUUUCGGGUAGCUUGUAUGAUAUUUUUCUAUCGAGGGGACAAGGUAGAAACGGGAUGUAAAAGUAGAAUGGACAGGAGAGAGAGAGAGAGAGAGAGAUAGAGAGAGAGAGAGAGAAGAACAGAACGCGAUCGCAGGGGACAGACAUUGCGACGAUUUUCGAGAAGCCGUGUGUCGAUCGUUGUGUCACGUGUCCCUCUGUGUGAGCAAGCGAGUACUUAAGGACCGAUAUUCUCCUCGUGUGCAUUUCGAUUGUGUGAAUCUACUACCGGUAACAUAAAUUAUUCGAGAUACGUUGAACAUACUUCCAACGCGUUGUACAAAGAUUUAUUUUUCAUUAGUGAAACAUAGGCGAAAGAUGUUCCAGGGAAACUAUUCGAAGGUACGAUAGCUUCGUCCUUGAUUCUCGUUGAGCACAAAAGAGACACCAAGAUUCAAGAGUUCGUCUUCAAUUAUUUCACGAUUCAUCAUGGUAAAUGAAUUUGCAUAACGAUAAGCUAAAAUAUAAGAGAAUAGAUGUACGCGCGCGUAGCAAAUGAUAGGUAACAGUUUUAAACGGGGAGGGUGCAUCGGAAUUGCGAGCAGACGAACGGACAGUCGCGAAACGGAAACGUACAGAUAAAUUUAAAAAGCAUGUAUGCUAUUUGUAUGUAGACGUGUACGCGCUUCGUAUUCGAAAGAAAAAUGUUGAACGAAUCGUGUGUUGUAUUAAAUGUGCAUAGAAAGUCGAUUCGAAUGGGCGCUAUAAACGUUUCCCGUAAGUUUCGAACUCGAUGUCUCUCUCUCUCUCUCUCCUCCCCCUUUUUAUCUCUACAAUGCCGUACGGACGUACUCUUCUUGGUUUUCGUUUCGUCUCUUACUCGUUCAUUCUAGAUUCUAGCAUAAUAAUCCACGUUUAAGCAUUUAUUUAUGUUAGGUUCUAGCUACUUGAAAAACGAAGUUAAGCAACGGGGGACGAAAGCGAUGUGUAGAUCCAUACCGCGUCGGACGAAGUAAAAAUUAUCGCAUUUAUCGUCGAUCGAUUCCGAUUCAGAAAACGUUUGACAAUCACGAUUACUUUUUCUUUUCUAUAUAUACUGACUUUUUGUAUGAAUACGACGUUUGUAAAUAUUUAUUAUUAUUUGUAGAUGAGAAUCAUGGGUAUCGAUCGUGUCGGCUGAACUAUGAAUUCGAAGACAAAUCGCUUGGUUGCUCGCUUGCUUCCCUUUCCUUUUCCUCGUCGAAUAUCUAUCUAUACGUUUAAUCGCCGAUCAUAACGACGGAUUUCUUCCAGAAUGUCAACGUUAACGAUCGCGUUAGAAUAAUUCUCGAUGAUGAUGCGUUGAUUCAUCGAUCGUCGGCCAGCGCGUAUUACAUAUACACAUAUUUACAGUCGCAUCUGUUUCGUUUGGAAUAAUCUUCGCUCACUUCACCGUUUAGUCGACACGAGAUUACGCGAGAGGCACACGCAUUCGUUUCUUUUUACAAUUUGUUAUUUACGUAAUACAGAGCGAAUGACCAUAGGAAUGUCCUUUAUAUGUAUGUAUGAUGUGUGUACGUAUGUAUAUUGAAAACGUUGCAAGUUUUGCGUUUCUUUGGUAUUAUUAAAGUGUAAGUUUGUUUCCUUUAAAUUAAACACUUUUCUAUGGUAAUAAAAUGACCGUGAGACUA